GAAAUCUGAUAUGUGUGUAUGAGAUCUGUCCAGGCUCAUUGCAGAAAAACCGAGCAUAAAAAGGCCUGAAGAGAUUGUUGCAGCUUUGUAGGUUGAUUAAUGCUGUUUAUCAAAUGUGUAUUCCCUAUAUUUACUUGAUAUGUAGUCCCUCUAUUGAUAAAGAGAAAGAAAAAGUUAUAAUGAUGAACUAAAAUCAAAUAAUCUAUGGUUGUUAAAAUGUAAUGAAUUAAAAUGUAAUGAAUUGAGGUUUUACACAGGAGGAGAAAUAACCCUUUGCAGCGACAGGAAGUGGUUAGAAGUCAGAGCGUGUGCGCUCUGACUCCCUGUCAGUUGCAACAGGGAGCAGCAACAGGAAGUCAGCGAAGGUGCUUGCUGCCGCUGAUUCUCCAGUUUUUAAAUAGAAACGAAAUGUCAUUUGUCAAGAAAAAGUCUAAGUCAAGAAAAUGCUGGAGAUUUUAGUUAACAAUAAACAAAGUUAUCUUUAAAAUGAAUCAUUUAAGAGGAAUUUAUACUCAACAGUAAACUUAAAGGUUAAUAAAUAAAUAUUCUGUUUCCAGCCUGCAGAUAGGAAAGACUAUUAUUUCCAAGCAUGAAAGUUACAAAGAAAUGAAAUCUAAAACAUUGUGAAUAAUUGGAUAAGAUUCAAAGUGAAAUGCUUUCAUUAAUAUCGGUUUGCUUGCAGUAAACAUUUACUCUUGUAUUGAAACAAGUAACUGUAACUUUGAUGUCAAGUAAUUAGAAUUAUGGAUUAUUCCUAGUUUCUUUUCAGAAAACUUGUAGUAAGCUCACGUUAAGUUACAACUGAUGAAUUAUGGAUAUUAUAAUGAAUUGGUAGAUGAUGAAUUGGAGAGGUAGAAUAAGUUAUAAAUGUGAUUUGUACUCUGAACUUGAAAUGGUGGAAGGAUGCAGCUGCCUGUGAAAGAUCAGAGGAAGGGCGUGAGUGUGAAUGGAGCAGAUCUCGGGUUGCAGGUGUCACAAGUGCAUUAGUUCAACCGCCCACGUGGAAAAAGAGACACGUGGAGAGUUGGGGCCUGGAUGGGACCAUGGGUUGCGUCAGAGGUUCCUUGUCUUGGUACACUCCCAUGGAGAGAGAGAAAAGAAAGGUAUAAAGCCACGAGUCUGAAGAAACACGAGGUUCUUCGUCUCCGGAGCUGAGGCUCAACACAAGAGCGGCAAGAAGACCAGCAGAGGAUUACGCCGAUGGAACCAAGGAAAGCGAGACUCACCUCACUCUGGAUUAACAAGGCGAAGAUCCACCGACCCACUGCCUUGGUUCCUCAUUGGAUUUCCCUACUCUGCACUCGACCCAGCGAUCUCAAAAUACAUCGCACAGACUUGGGGAAUUGAACAAAAGUCACAGGAUCGAUCAAGAGCUGUUCGGUUGGAUAUAACAGACAGUUCACCUUAUUUCCAUUCCGAGGAAGGAUUUACUUUUUUAAAGAUAAAGAUUCCGAUCAAGAGCUGUUCAGUUGGAUAUAACAGACAGUUCAUUUUGUUUCAUUUCCAAAAAAGGAUUAAUUUUUCACGGUCACAAGUGGAAGGAUUCUAACCAAGGACUUCUGUUGCCGAGAUCCAAUUCCAUCUGGGUAGGAGUAUGAGUUUGCCGCACCCCAAAGCCUUAUUUGAUAGAAAGAUGACAGUGUAGGGAGAUUAUUAGGAAAUAGUUAAAUUGAUCUAAAUUUUAUUGAUUUUCUUUGUAUGUUAAUCUCAAGUGAAUUCUGUAUGCCUGUCAUUUACCCUGCUAAAGCUUGCUUAAUAAACGCAUAUAAUAUAAAAUUCUAAUCAGGUUGUGGACCUUGAAAUUAAUUGAGUCAUUUGAAUCAAAGUUCUUCUAUUUAUAGUAAAACCAGUAUACACGAUUCUAGUAAUGUGGUGGCUUCAGACUUUCCUUUGGUGAGUUUAAGAUGAUGGCCUUGGGACUUGAUUUUAAUCCUAGUCACUAAAGAUUAUCCAGCCGUUAACAAGUACUCGUUACAUUUUAGAAAGAAUACUGCCGUUAACAGAAGUGGUUAUUGAAACUAUGCAGUUGUGAGGGCUACUCGGCUGACCGUUUCCUAACUGAAGAAGGCCAUAACUUCUGGACGAAGGUAGUGAGAGCUGGACGAAUUUCUUUCGCCACCAGUUUAAACAGAUUAUCUCAAAGAUCUUGUUCAGGGUAAGACCCUGGUCUUAAGAGAUUUUCCGGACCUGUUAGACAGAGAACUGGUCAGUAGUCAGCCCCGAGGAGUUGAGAGGAGAGGGCGAGGCUGGCUAUUGCGUAGUAACAAACAUGGCGUCCCUGGGUGGGCUCAAGUCCAACGGAGUAGGAGAGCCCCAGGUACUAAGUCAGUGAAAACAGAUGUGUGAUUCUGAAUAGCUCGCUUAGUGGCUAGCUCUUAGGGAGAAGAGUUAGCGGUGACUGGCAUCGGCCGUCAGUCACAACCCUUGCAGUAACUGUAUGGCGUACAGGUGAGGGAAAGCUUCUACUGAGGAUAGAUGACUAGAUCCAGACAGUGAAGCCAGUAGCCAACCCAGCCUAGAUCCAUCCCUGCUCGAUAGCGCUCAGAGAGGCUUUGGAGGAUAGGCAACUCGAAGACAAAGAACAAGAAUGGAUACUGAAGAAGAAGAUGGAUGCUCGAGAGUUAAACCGAUGCCAGGAAAUCGACAAGGACGUGGCUCUGGCCACGAGGGAGGCGAAUGGAGUAGAGGAGGGGAGCAAUUUAGGCUCUCUGAAUCCCAACUGCAGAGAACUUCACUGAAGCUGCUGCUGCUUGGUGAUGGAUUCGAUACAUGGACCAAAGUAAACCAGCGUAUGUUUUAUGAUCAUCACUACGCACUCGAGCGGGACAAUCUACUGGGGUUGAUGAAACUCCUGGUGGGCACCCAAGGCAUCUACAGCUGUUCCAAACGGGACCAUGGCACUCGGUUGAGUGUAGUUUCGUGUCCGGUCAAGGUCAGCAAAAAGGGUGAGGUCAAAGCCUGGCUGAGAUGGAUUGCUGACCUUCUUGAGGAGAAAAAGGACAACGACAUAAGAACGAUCUACAGCCCUUCUGAGAAGUACGACAGCGUGGUCAAGACAGCGACCCUGGCUGCUGGGGUAGACGGGAUACUGGUGAACCCCAGUGCUGAAGGAGUUAAUCACUAUACUGAAUGCCGUGAGGAACUGGAGCGGCUGGACGCCUACAAAAAGGAGAAGAAGGAACGAGAACCAGCAUCAGCCCCGGCUGCGAGAAAGGAGGAUUCUGACGUCGCUGAGGCUCCAUCCCGUUUCCCGACUAGGACAGGGACCCCCGUCGGAGAGCUGGGAUCAGCGGACAUGGACUUCAUCGACCUGAUCAUCGACCUGACCGCCGACGAGGAAGAAGGACCGUCUGGACCGGCUCCGUCACCAGCCCAAGGACGUCCUCGAUCAGCACGCCUGGAAGAAGCGGAAGGAGCAUCCCAACGGAAGGUUGAGGAGGAGGGGAUGGAGACGGCUGCGAUCGACUGGUCGUCGCGUCGAGCCCAGCGGUCCGAGUUUCGCCCGACGCUUCACAACACGGACGAGGAACAAUGGGGAGCCUACAGACCAAGGAAAAAGACCCAGAAGUCGGACAUCUGGAGGAUGUCACAAAGUCUGGCCCCACUGCCGCCGGAGGCCAUCUGUGUCAGGAUGCAGACCGGUCUCAAGGUGCUUCAGAUCAUCGCGAGCCCGUGGGAUGUCGAGGGUGAUGGACUGAUCGUGUUCACCGACUACAAGUAUAAGAUUCACAACCGGAAGUUCCGAGAGGAACUCAGACAAAAAGCUGGAGAAAGUUACCAUCAAAAAUCACUGCAGCUGGAAGCUGCCAGAACCACUGUGACUAAGGGGAACGUAUUCGUUGUAAAUGGAUAUAAUCUUCCCUAUGGUGCAGUGAUACUAGUCCCGAUCGACGCGUACAAGAAAGGGGAUAAUCUUGAAGACUACCGGAAGAAGAUUUGGCGCGGCCUCGAGCGGGGAUUAGUGGCUGGCAAUAAUGAAGGAAUGAGACGAGUUGUGGUGAGCGUGCAGGGACUAAGGCCACCACAUCUGCCAGGGGACACCGCCCAGUCAGUUGCGGAGAAUGGGGUGGUGACCAUAGCCAAGACCAACAGUCAUCGUUUCGGGUUCAAGGAAUUGGUGGUGGUGGUCAACCCUUGUCUGCACCGACUUCAGAUGGAACAAGGGGUGCAGAUGCUGGCUGAAAAAGAGGAACAACGCCGUGUCGAGCACUCCCCGCCAGAGGCUAAGAAAUACCCACUGGCAAUCCAACCAAACCCGCCUCCAAGUACUUUUCAGGCGGGUAAAGAGACGAUGGUGGAGCUUAUCAAGAUAGAGCUGAGGGCCUCAUCGGAUGGAGCAGAGCCCCAAGCAGCAAAGUACAUCAAAGAGUUCACGUUUGAAAUAAGACGUAGUGGACUGGAAGAACUCAACGUAUACAGAAUGAAGAACGAACGGCAAGCUGACAAGGACGACGGACUGAUGAGACCAGUCAAGAUCCAGCCACUGAACUCCCGCCAGAGAGAACCUCUUCGACAGCCGCAAUCUGAGGACGUCAGCGACUCGGAUGAACGAGAGGAGCAGCGGAAGGAAGAUCAUCCAGCGGUGGAGAAAGAAGAGAGCGACCACGAGAGCGUCUUCACCGACCCGAGGCCGCCUUCAGCUGGAAAUAAGCCGCUCCGAGGAGAACAACGUUGGGGGAAGAAGAAAGAGGCGGAGAUGGUUGAUGUCAAAAGACCCUUCGAAGGAUAUCUGAAGGAUGUCUGGCCUACAGUAGUGUCCGCUACUAAAUACGAGGGAGCCAAGAAGCUGUGGAUUACCAGUGUGACUACGGAACCGAUGACUGGAUCGGAGUCUGCACAGAACCACUAUGAGAGGUUGGUGUUAGAAGACAUGGAUGAUGAAAAAUCCCAAAUCAGGAGAGCCAGAGGACAACUCGACAAGGGAAGCCGGUUGGAGCCCCUUUGGCGCACACUUAAACAAACCGCUUUCAAGUAG
This is a messenger RNA of Gambusia affinis (western mosquitofish), 4975 nucleotides long. RefSeq lists its product as uncharacterized. Bases 2588 to 4975 code for a protein of 795 amino acids. The transcript has 2 exons. Lineage: Eukaryota; Metazoa; Chordata; Actinopteri; Cyprinodontiformes; Poeciliidae. The record is from RefSeq and is a predicted model, not a curated record.